AGAUGGGGAAGCGAGGCUGAGAAGGAAGCGGAUCCACUGCCGCGCAGCUAAACCGCAUCGAGCUAUCCUCUUCGUCUCCCUCCGCCGCUAUAGGGGCCUAAGCGGGAGCGGCUGGGACGGCGUCACUGAGAGGGCUGGGGGCGGAAGUGGAGGCGGAGGGAGACGGUGCAGACCGCAGGGCCUUGGGCCUUAGCGGCGAGGCUCUGGUGGGCGCGAGGCAGGGGAGGGGGAGGAGGAGGAGCCCGCGGCCCGGGUUGGCGGCGGCGGCGGCGGCGGCGGCGCCCGAGUUCCCCGUAGGGCCCCGCCUCGGAGCGGGCGGUGGUGGAGGAGGAGACUGAGGAGCAGGAUGGCGGCCUCGGCCCUGUACGCCUGCACCAAGUGUACCCAGCGCUAUCCCUUCGAGGAGCUCUCCCAGGGCCAGCAGCUCUGCAAGGAAUGUCGGAUUGCGCAUCCUAUUGUAAAAUGUACUUACUGCAGAUCAGAAUUUCAACAAGAGAGCAAAACUAAUACAAUUUGUAAGAAGUGUGCUCAAAAUGUGAAGCAAUUUGGCACGCCUAAGCCUUGUCAGUACUGUAACAUAAUUGCUGCAUUUAUUGGUACAAAGUGUCAGCGAUGUACAAAUUCAGAAAAAAAAUACGGACCACCUCAGACCUGUGAACAGUGCAAACAACAAUGUGCUUUUGAUCGAAAGGAGGAAGGAAGAAGAAAGGUUGACGGAAAGUUAUUAUGCUGGCUCUGUACUUUAUCAUACAAGAGAGUUUUGCAGAAGACAAAAGAACAAAGGAAGAGCCUGGGAUCUUCACAUUCAAACUCAUCUUCUUCAUCUCUUACCGAGAAAGACCAGCAUCAUUCAAAACAUCAUCACCACCAUCAUCACCAUCACCAUCGUCACAGCAGUAGCCAUCACAAAAUCAGCAAUCUGAGUCCAGAACAAGAGCAGGGACUGUGGAAACAGAGCCAUAAAUCCUCUGCAACAAUUCAGAAUGAAACUCCAAAGAAAAAGCCCAAAUUGGAAUCUAAGCCAUCUAAUGGAGAUAGUAGCUCUAUAAAUCAGUCAGCAGAUAGUGGGGGAACAGACAAUUUUGUCCUUAUAAGUCAACUGAAAGAAGAAGUGAUGUCACUUAAACGUCUCUUACAGCAGAGAGACCAGACCAUUUUAGAAAAAGAUAAAAAGCUAACUGAACUAAAGGCGGACUUUCAGUACCAAGAGUCAAAUUUGAGAACAAAGAUGAACAGUAUGGAAAAAGCUCACAAAGAAACUGUGGAACAACUUCAGGGUUUCAAUGAAAUCUUGUUGUGUAAGUGGAAAGAACAGCAUUAAAUAAGUAGUAUUCUUCAACAUGACCUGAUAUUUCAAGCAUUUUUCAUUUUAAAUGUUUUUGUCUCCUACAGGCCAAAAACAGAGAACUACUCAAACAGGUCGCAGCAUUGUCGAAGGGUAAAAAGUUUGACAAAAGUGGAAGCAUACUAACAUCCCCUUGAGAAAGUAGUUAUUCAUGUAGUGUUUCUGCUGAAAAUGUAAACUUGAGAAAAAUUCUGUGAAGCCCUUAAAUUCUGUGUAGUGGAGAAAUAUUUUUGCACACCAGAUGAAUUGGCGUGUUUCCUAUUCACUUUUAUAACUGAUAUACAGCAUUUUUUAAGUUGUAAAACGUUCAAAUAAGACUUCAACUGGCUUGAAGUUACUUUUUAAUGAUUUGAUAUCCAGGAACUUUUGCCAGCAAUAGUAUUAAACACUUGUAAAGGAGUGCAUGAGUCAUGCCCUUUAUAAAAUGCAACAUGCAAUAAUAGAGUGGAUGAUGGUGUUCAGAAGUCAGAGCAGCAGGGCUUUCGGUUUGUUUGGUUUUGUUUUUACACUAUGCUGAUUUCAGAUAAACAGUUUUCAAUUUAGAAAUACAAAAACUUUUAAACAAGGAAAAUGGUAAACACUGGUUUUUUUUGGUAAUUGUGUUUUUACUUUGCAUCAACAUGAAUUUAGGAGAAAAUCAUGGUGCUUUUAUUAAAUGAACUUCAGAGUAUAUGUAAAUAUGUUUUUAAAAGUUACAUCAUUAACAUUAGUUAGUAAACUAGUAUUUUCAUUAUUGGUAUAGGAAUUAAUGUUUAUUGUACAGUAUCCAAGGUAAAAUGUGUUCUGUUUUGUACAAACUACUGUAGAUUUUUACUUACAAGUGCCUUUUUGCCACCUAAUGUUUUUAUUUAUAGGAAUGCCAAUCUUUUGUACAUAUAGUUUGUUUUAAAAUCAUGUUUAAUAAAUGUUUGUAUAUAAAUGCAUAUGUACAGAAGCCUAUUUCAAAAGGAAAUCAAAGUUGUUAGUAAAAUGUUUGAGAUUCCAUUAAGAACCGAUAAUGCAUAUAGACUCUAGAUGAUUUUGUGGUUUGUUUCUGUGUGAUAUGAGAAGCUGUUGGUCACUGAAUUCAUUGAAUUAUGUAAAAAUACUUCCCCAAAGAUUUAAUUUUAAAUCAUUUCUGAUAGAGUAAUUUUAUUUUUUAUGUCAUAUGGCUUCAUGUUCAUAUUUCGUGAGUUACAUGUUCUUUAUUUUCCUUUUAUAAAAGUUUUUAAAAAUUUAUAAUUUUUCUGCAGUGGUCCAUAUAUCUGCUUUCCCUAUAAUAUGUGGUUAUCUAAGUUAAUAUUUAUGUACACCAUAUUUGAUUUAUAAGUUUAAUGCAAAUCUGGAAAAAUUUAAAUAAAUCAAUCCAUGAGUAUCUUUGAGUAAAUUGGAAUCUACUGUAAGAUACAGGUACUAUUUAUAAGAAAAUUAUAUCAGAGUCUUUAAAAUUGUCUAUAAAAGGUUAAGUAGGUUGGGAUAGGUUAUGUAAAGUUAUUGACUAAUUAUUUUCUGAUCCAUUGGUUUUCAGCCUUUAAUGCAAUUGAUCUCCUUAAUAAAUGCAAGUUCAGACUUCCAGUUCAAUUGUAAAGCAUCAGGCAAUGCUAGAUAUACUGUAUAGAGUGGGAGAGAGUUCCUUCUCUUAGGAAUUUAUGGGCAAGGAUUAAAUUUAAGUAAACUGUUAAUAAAUUUAUUAGUUUUUAAGUUGUUUUUAAACUGAUUAUAAAUGUCAGGUCAAAGAUCAUCUUUUCUCAGAACACAGGAUAGUUAUAAUAAUUGUUUUUAACAUAACCAAUGUUUCAGGAGAUGAUUCCUGCAGUUUUUCAUUAUAUGUUGAUAUCAAAUAAUUCUUUGUCCAAUUUGAAAACAUUAUCUAGGGUAAUUUUGAAGAAAUAUAGCAAAAGAUUGAAUCAAUCAGACUUGACUUGGAAAAAUUAAACCAGUUUAUUUUUAUGAGCUCUUCAUGCAAUAUUCUUCCUAAAUUUAGUACUCUCAACAAUGAUAGAUAAUGCCUUCUUAACACAGAUUUUAAUGUUUGCAGGAUUUGCUAAAUUCGUAAGGUAGUCAUUACCUUUCUUUGAAAUUUAUACUUUUAUAUUCUGGUUUCAUAGCCAUUUAUCAAUCCACAGUGCUCAUUAUAGUUUUAAAAUAAACUGUGUAAUAGUUCUUAUAACAUGUUGGAGCUGCUACUAAAAACCAAGGUGCCCCUUCCCCCUUUUUUAGGAAACAGAUUAAAAAUUGAAGAUUCAGUCUCAGUCAUUAAGCUUUGUAAAUUCUAAGGCUAAAACUUUUUAGGGGCUUCACAGUAUUUAGUCCUAAUUAAAUGCCCUCUCGUUAUUCCAUGACCUUAUUUUAUAACUUAAAUUUUUUGCAAUUGUAUAAACUAGUAAUUGAGUCCCAGUCCUGGAUCUGUAGUGUAUUGACAUAAUGAGCUGAUAUUUAAAUGUGGACCUGUAAGGAGAUACUAUGGUGUGCCGUAUUGUGCUUUUUAGCCCGUUUUCAGCUAUUAAUUAGCAUUUACCAGUGAGGGUCAUUUUGGCCCAAGUUAUUUAUGUAUUAAUAGCCUGUGAAUAUUGCAGUUCUUUUUAGAUUGUAUUGGUCUAUAUAUGCAUUCUCUGGUGAACCUGGUAAGCUGUUCACAUGUAUAGACUAUUGAAAUACUGUACUUGUACACAUCUGACUGUUGACAUUUUGUACUUUUUUCUAAAUCCAAUAUUUCACAAUAAAAACUUGUCAGAAAUUU
Messenger RNA from Lontra canadensis (Northern American river otter), 4064 nucleotides. RefSeq names its product family with sequence similarity 76 member B (gene FAM76B). The transcript is spliced from 10 exons. Bases 347 to 1321 code for a protein of 324 amino acids. NCBI's taxonomy places the organism in Eukaryota, Metazoa, Chordata, Mammalia, Carnivora, Mustelidae. The record is from RefSeq and is a predicted model, not a curated record.